Esox lucius (northern pike) is the source of this 2664-nucleotide messenger RNA. RefSeq names its product wingless-type MMTV integration site family, member 7Ba (gene wnt7ba). Gene Ontology annotation, biological process: canonical Wnt signaling pathway; neuron differentiation; cell fate commitment. Gene Ontology annotation, molecular function: cytokine activity; frizzled binding. Bases 981 to 2042 code for a protein of 353 amino acids. Lineage: Eukaryota; Metazoa; Chordata; Actinopteri; Esociformes; Esocidae. The record is from RefSeq and is a predicted model, not a curated record. The transcript is spliced from 4 exons. Gene Ontology annotation, cellular component: extracellular region.
AUACAUACAAAAGCACACAAUACCUUUCUCCAGUGUGACAUGUUCAGGACCAAAACUGCAGUAUUGGAUCUCUAGCAGUGGCUGCAUUUCAUGUUAACUUUCAACCACAUGAGGGCGUAUUUGAGAUCUACAGAUAAUUGAGAUAGAAAGAGAUUUUCAUUAAUUGUUUCCUCAAAGUUGCCUACAUUAUUUCUAUAGUUGUUGUUUAGAUACGAGGCUGAUAUAUUGUGUCCCCCGUUGUUUGACCUACGUGGUGCCACACCAACUGAUAGUGGGGUGUCCUUUAGCCUGCCACUUUUAACAAUGAACAGGUCACCUGUCCUGCAUGUUUGCUGCGCAUGCGAUGGAUGGUUUAUGCGCAUCCAAUACUGAAUAAAACAUUCAAAUUAAACCUAAAGACGGAAUGUCCAGAUCAAUCUAUGGCCCACCCAAUCACCACCAUAAACCAGUAUUGGCCAAAAAGCACAGAUAACAUACAGAUAACACACAGCGUUCGUCUCGUUUAUUUAUAAUGUGAAUUUUUUUAAAAAUGUGUCAGGGAGGUAUACACACUAAAGAGGGUACGUCUCGUCUCUUUCUACCGUGGCCGUUAUAACAGGGGGUGGGCUGAAUAGUAUGUAUGUGUCCCUCUGCCAAUGACAAAACAGUGUCUCUCAGGAGGCGAGAGUGGCAAGUCCCUGCAGUCCGGGAAUCUAAAAUCCACCCCAUCAGUCCAGGUGGACAAACACAUUCACACCGCUGCCGCUAUCGCCAAGAGAUGGGUCCAGUCUCCGCGCCCGAAGCCAACGCUACUACCGGGGAGCUUGGAGCUGCAUAGCACCAAAGCUCCGCCGACUGACAUCAAGAACACGCGACUACCACAAAGAAGCGAACAACGAUUUGUUUAAUAAGAACUCCCAGGAUUACUCCUCUCUAAAGGAAUUAUCUGAUUUAUUUGGUUUUCACUCAAGCAAGCAGCGGCCGUUGUGUUCAAUGACACCAUGCUCAUCGUCUCGUCCCGCAGUGCGCUGCUGUCUGUCUACUAUCCUCAGAUCUUCCUCAUCCUCACGAGCGGUAGCUACCUGGCACUGUCUUCUGUGGUGGCACUGGGUGCCAACAUCAUCUGCAACAAGAUCCCUGGGCUGGCCCCAAGGCAGCGCGCCCUCUGCCAGAGCCGUCCAGAUGCCAUCAUCGUCAUCGGCGAGGGCGCCCAGUUGGGCAUCAACGAGUGCCAGUACCAGUUUCGCUACGGCCGCUGGAACUGCUCAGCCCUGGGCGAGAGGACCGUCUUCGGACAAGAGCUGAGAGUAGGUAGUCGAGAGGCAGCGUUCACCUAUGCCAUCACAGCAGCCGGCGUUGCCCAUUCGGUGACAGCGGCGUGUAGCCAGGGCAACCUCAGCCAGUGCGGCUGCGACCGGGAGAAGCAGGGCUACCACGACCAGGAGGAGGGCUGGAAGUGGGGAGGCUGCUCAGCCAACAUCAAGUACGGCGUGGAGUUCUCCAGGCGCUUCGUGGACGCCCGCGAGAUCAAGAAGAAUGCCAGACGCCUGAUGAACCUGCACAACAAUGACGCGGGAAGAAAGAUCCUGGAGGAGCGUAUGAAGCUUGAGUGUAAGUGCCACGGGGUGUCGGGAUCCUGCACCACAAAGACCUGCUGGACCACCUUGCCCAAGUUCCGCGAGAUCGGUUACAUCCUGAAGGAACGUUACGGCGAGGCGGUCCAAGUGGAACCCGUCCGGGCCUCGCGCCUCCGGCAGCCCUCGUUCUUGCGCCUGAAGGAGGCGCGGGGCUACCAGAAGCCCGCGGACAGGGACCUGGUCUACCUGGAGAGGUCUCCUAACUACUGCGAGGAGGACACAGCCACGGGGAGCACAGGAACGCGAGGGAGGCUGUGUAACCACACGUCGCCCCACACUGACGGCUGCAAUUUGAUGUGUUGUGGCAGAGGACACGACACACACCAGUACACCCGCGUGUGGCAGUGCAACUGCAAGUUCCAGUGGUGUUGUUUCGUGAAGUGCAACACGUGCAGCGAGAGGUCAGAGGUCUUCACCUGUAAGUGAAGGCUGGAUGGGUGGAAGGGAAGGAGGAGGGGGAUGAAGAGUUGAAGCGGCAGGCGGGGAUAAGGGAUGGGGCAAGGCCACGAGAGGAUUCAAGGAAGAAAACAAGGAUUUUAGCAAAGGUACUUAGUGGGGAAUGACUGUUCAAGUAAGGACUUUACAGAGUGGACUUGGAAAAUGAUUAGAUAUGUCAUGCCUUCAUUUUGCACAUUGGACAUACUAUCUGAUUUUAAAAACGAAGGUAGAAAGUUGAAUUUUUAUAAAAUAACUUUGAGAAAAAUACUUUGACAAGUAAGCAAAGAAUGUUUUCUUGUGCACUGACUGGAAGUCUGUGUUUCAGAAAUACAAUGUUGGGCAGUGUAUCGAUGAAGUGGACAAUGUGGUUGUUUGCUUUUCUGUCCCGAACCAAGCAAAUUGGCACUCUGGACCCAAACUUUAUCAAUACCCAAGUGCAGAUUUCACAGCCGCAGAAACACUGUUCAAUCCAUCAGCAAAAUAAUCUAAUCAUGACUGAAAACGGUACACAUGCCUUUUGACUGCGAUACGAGACAGAGGGACAGUUUGGUUUCAAAAGACUGAUGCUGUUGACUGUGAAAUGGUGCCAUUCCUUAACUGUCCAGUCACA